Molecule: messenger RNA, 1245 nt
Organism: Culex pipiens pallens (northern house mosquito)
Lineage: Eukaryota; Metazoa; Arthropoda; Insecta; Diptera; Culicidae
Exons: 1
Coding region: 1-1245 (414 amino acids)
Source: RefSeq, a predicted model, not a curated record
AUGAAGCAGAUAGUAUCAGAACCGACGCGUGUGGGUCCCAGUAGCAGUACAAUUAUUGACCUUGUCUUUACAAACUUGGAGGGGGUGGAGGCGCGCGUCACUGAAGAGCUUAAGAUAACUGAUCACGAGACCAUCUGUAUUCACGUCGGAGAAACCAAGAUUAACCUACCGGAGCAGAAAAAGUGUUACGUUAGCUGGAAACGGUAUACGAAGGAACGACUGCAAGCUGCGCUACGAGCAAAACUGAGGAGAGCUGACGCUGGAGUGACCGUUGGAGAAGCUGCACAAACUUUUGGCUCAACACUGGCGACGGCGGUUGCGGAGCUGACCGAUCUAUGUAGCAAUGACCGGAAAGUCUCAAACGCGUGGUAUGGAGAACAGCUGAGAAACCUGAAAACCGAGCGGGAUGAUGCCUACAUUACCUUCAAGCGUACAAAAAGGCUGGAUGAUUGGAACCUUUAUAAAGUGCUUCGAAACCGCUACGUCCGAGGACUGCGAUCAUCAAAGAACCUGGCAGUAGAAGAGGAAAUUCGAAGUUGUCACGGAAAUCCCAAGAAGCUUUGGAGAAGCCUGAAAUCGCUGAUUCGGCCUGGUGGAGAACAGGUGGAACCAGCAGUUGCACCAGCAGAAGUAAGGGUAAACGAAGAUGGCAGCGAGGACUUAUUAACGGAGCUUCAACCAAUCACCUUGACGAAACUGAAAGAAACAGUCUACUCACUAAAAGACUGCGCUGCUGUUGAUAGCGUGACAAAACGGGUCAUGACGGAUUCAUUUGACGUUGUUGGAGAGCAGCUGUUGGCGAUUGUCAACAGAUCCCUGGAAAGCGGAGAAUUCCCACAACCUUGGAAGCGGACUUUGGUGAUACCGAUACCUAAGGUACCGAAAUCGACGCGCCCGGAAGAUCACAGACCAAUCAACAUUUUGCCACUCUAUGGGAAGGUUUUGGAAACUAUAGUAAAAGAGCAGCUCCUGGCGUUUGUGGAUCGGACGAAAGAUUUACUCGAAGAGCAGUCUGGUGUCCGAAAGCAUCACUCCUGUGAGUCAGCGCUCAACCUGUUACUGCUGAAAUGGAAACAGGCAAUUGAAGAAGGGAAAAUUGUCCUAUCGGUGUUCGUAGACCUGAAGCGAACUUUCGAGACCAUUGACCGAACCAAACUGAAAGCAAUACUGCGUCGCUACGGUGUUCUCGGUUCAGCGCUCAAAUGGUUUAGCAGCUACAUGGACAGCAGAACGAAGGGUGGCUGA